ACCAGCAGCCCCUAACGGCUAGUUUUUUCUCCCCCAUUUCAUAUCUCCUCUCCAAUCGAUCUGCAAAAUAAAAUAAAAAAUUAAUCGUCGCCGGAGUUCUCAGACUUUAUCUUCAGUCUCAAAUUCAAUUCUCGCUUUCGAAUUACUGUAUCUCGUUGCUGUCGCGAGAGGAGAAGAAGAUGACAGAGGCACCGGGCCGAGCGGGCAGUUCUGGAACGGCGACGGCGGCGCCGCAGAUCCGACGAGCAAGGGUCAAGGAGGUGAGUUCUAGAUUCAUGACUCCUCUAAUCUCAUCAUCGUCCUCUGCAACUCCGGCCGAUCAUCAACGAUCCAAGACUGCGCUCAGGCGGCACCCCAAUCAGCAGUCCCUGAACGAGCCUCUGUCCACCCGUCCGGCCGACGACGAGAAUAUUCCGGACGUUAUGCGAAAUUCUACUGGUUCACAAAUUAUGAGUAAGGCAGCCAUAUUGUUGUCAACUGUCCAGAAGAAGCAGCAGCAAAGGCCAAAGAUUUUGAAGGAAAAUGGCGGAAUUACAGUCCCUGACACACCCCAAUCUAAGAGGGUGUCUUCUUCUUCUUCUUCCAGGCCUGACACUCCAUAUGUAACCGGUGGGCACGACAGGAUUGUUCCAUCUAGAUAUCGCACGACUCCCCAUCCUCUUCAUCGUCAGACUCCAAACCACAACAGUGGUGGCGUGCCACCAUUCAGCGCUGCUGCUAAACUGGUGCAAGAAUCCACUUCUUCAGCUCCCGGGAGUCCUCGCUCAGAAACCUCAACAGCAAAAGAUGAUUACACUUCUGAUAAUGAGUCCAUACACGGAAAAUCAUACCCGAAUUCUCCACUUUGUGUCAGUAGCAGCAUGACGCGGGGUCCAUCAAGCGUGCGUUCUUCCAUGCCUGAGGUUGACAGAUGGCUUAGCGAUUCAUGGUUGGAUGCCGCUUCUAAGAAAGGAAGAAGAGUUGCCAACAGUCAUCCAGAAGAUGAGCAUUGCUUGAAGCUCCUCAAUAACCAUUAUCUUCAGUGGCGGUAUGCGAAUGCCAGAGCUGAGGCCUCUUUGCAUUCUCAAUCACAGGAAGCCGAGAGGAAGCUCUAUUCCCUCGGAUGCCAGAUAAAAGACUUGCGCGACAGAGUUUGCGAAAAACGACGCGAGCUCGCCACACUCCAAAGAGCCAAAACUCUGCACGCCAUUCUGGAAAUGCAAUCGCCCUCUCUUGAGGAAUGGUCCCACAUAGAAGACGAGUAUUCGACAUCUUUAUCCGGUGCUGCGAACGCGUUGAGGAACGCCUCUCUGCAGUUACCAGUCAGCGGGGUCCAGGUCGACACGAGAGAAAUCUCCGAGUCCUUUAGUUCAGCCAUCAAGGUGAUGGAAGCUGUGGCAUCCCAUUUGCAGGGCUUUGUGCCCAAGGCAGAAGUAAUGGAUUCUUUAGCCUCCGACUUGGCUAGGGUGAGUGGUGCUGAAAGGUGUCACAUUGAAGAGUGUGGAGAUCUAUUGGGUAAGGUCUAUGCUUCGCAAAUCACGGAAUGCAGCUUGAAGGGGCAUAUGGUUGAACUUCAUCGGUCUCACCAGGAUGUCAAAGGUUUGCAUGAUGAGAGCCGACCUGAAAAUGAGAAAAAAUAAGAAAGAUCAUGUGUAUAAAUACACUUUGGACCCUGUUUUGUUUUGUGCAAUGUACUUGCAUCCUAAAAUUAGUUUAAGAACAACAACAUUACUCAGUGAAUCAAAGUUGCAUUGACUAAAUACUACUCCGGGUA
Molecule: messenger RNA, 1753 nt
Organism: Cuscuta campestris
Lineage: Eukaryota; Viridiplantae; Streptophyta; Magnoliopsida; Solanales; Convolvulaceae
Source: the annotation of a GenBank genome assembly